UGACCUUUAUAUGUAAGUCUUCCACUCAAGCCUGCCUGGAGUCAGAGCGCUAGCUUUAGAGCAUCCAAACCCGCAAGUACAACAUAUCAUUGAUGGCGAGCUUACCGCAACUCUCGGCUGUACUCGCCACAGCCUUCGUGACAAUCGUUAUUGCCGCUGUCGCCUACAGACUUUUCGCCACUCUGAUCCUACACCCACUAGCUAAGGUUCCGGGUCCAAAGUACGCAGCUAUCACCAAGUACUACCAGUUCUACUACGAUGUGGUCCUGCGCGGCCGCUUUCCAUGGGAGCUCAAGCGCCUGCAUGAGCAGUAUGGUCCCGUCGUCCGUAUAGGUCCAAAUGAGGUUCACGUCGCCGAACCCAACUUCUACGACGAGCUCUAUACGGGGAUUGCCCGCCCGCGCCACCGCGAUCCAUGGGAAGUCCAAGGUUUCGGCUUGCCGGAUGCAGUCCUCUGUAGCCCGGAGUUCGACAUCCACCGUAUGCGAAGAGCGGCGCUGAACCCGUACUUCUCUACGCAAGCAAUAGGUCGCAUUGAGCCGGUCGUGCGUAGUAAGCUCGAUUUGCUGUGUGGUAGGCUUGAGGAUGCUCUUGAAACUCGUAAGCCGGUGGAUGUGGAACUAGCCUUUAUGGCUUUGACGACCGAUAUCAUCACGGAAUACUGCUUUGCGCGCUCGUACAACUUCAUCAAGCACCCAGACUUUGCGCCGGAUUGGUUGAAGGCGACUGUCGGUGCAGUCGAGGCGUCAAUGUUAGGAAGGUACCUACCCUUUCUUCCGGCGGUCAUGAAGGCUAUGCCACCUUGGCUUGUAAAGAUGCUUAGUCCGCCAAUGAUGCAAUUAGUGAUAUACACCAAGGACCAAGAGAGCCAAGUCCAUGCCAUGAAGAACGGAGAGCGAGUAGAGGACAUGAAGCAGGGCCAACGAACCAUCAUCCACGAGCUUUUCGACAGUAACUUGCCGGAGUCGGAAAAGUCAGUGGAGCGUAUAGCACAGGAGGCACAAACGCUUGUCGCUGCUGGCUCGGCAACGACGUCGUACUUUCUCAAAUCAGUGGUCUAUUUUGUUCUUAGCGAUCCGGACGUGCUCAAGCGACUGCAAGCAGAACUACAAACAGCCAUCCCGGAUAUUAAAGAGUUGCCAUCGUCCGCAAAACUGCAGAGCUUACCUUACCUUGACGCCAUUAUCAAGGAGACGACCAGGACGGUGCCAGGCGCUUUCUGCCGCCUCGGCCGCAUAGCACCAAAUGAGGAUCUCAAGUGUGGGCAGUACGUACUCCCAAGAGGUACGGUCAUUAGCAUGAGCACCUGGAUACAGCACAACGAUCCGAAUCUGUUCCCAGAACCAGAAGCCUUCCAACCUGAACGAUGGCUCGACAAAAAGGCCGAAGACGGACGGUUGGAGAGGUAUCUGGUGCCGUUCAGUAAAGGAUCGAGAGGCUGUCUCGGAAUCAACCUUGCUCGUGUCGAGAUGUACUUGACCGUGGCAUUAUUGUUCCGGAGGUUUGACUUGGAGUUGUUCGAGACGGAUAGGGGUGAUGUUGAGCCGGCUCACGAGUUCUUUCUGCCCAUCUCGAAGCUGGGUUCAAAAGGGGUGAGGGUGAAGGUGAGAGGAUUACGCAGUUGAUGAGUGGUAAUAUUUAUCUAGAUCUUGAUACCUGCACUUCUUGCAUCGGUCUGGUAACAGCACGGGAGACUCGCC
Messenger RNA from Baudoinia panamericana UAMH 10762, 1700 nucleotides. RefSeq lists its product as uncharacterized. The record is from RefSeq and is a predicted model, not a curated record. Gene Ontology annotation, molecular function: iron ion binding; oxidoreductase activity, acting on paired donors, with incorporation or reduction of molecular oxygen; monooxygenase activity. The transcript is spliced from 4 exons. The coding region runs from base 93 to 1625 and encodes 510 amino acids. Lineage: Eukaryota; Fungi; Ascomycota; Dothideomycetes; Mycosphaerellales; Teratosphaeriaceae.